Molecule: messenger RNA, 1101 nt
Organism: Moesziomyces aphidis
Lineage: Eukaryota; Fungi; Basidiomycota; Ustilaginomycetes; Ustilaginales; Ustilaginaceae
Source: the annotation of a GenBank genome assembly
AUGGCCGCCAACGUCCCCGACCCGACACGCAUCCUUAGCGUCCAGAGCCACGUCGUCUCGGGCUACGUCGGCAACCGCUCGGCCACCUUUCCGCUCCAGCUGCUCGGAUGGGACGUGGAUGUGGCCAAUACGGUGCAGUUCAGCAACCAUACCGGCUACGGUCGCUGGGGCGGCCUCCGCUUCGACGCCCAACACCUGCAGGACCUCUUUGAUGGGCUCGAGAAGAACGGCCUGCUGCGCUACUCGCGCAUGCUCACCGGCUACAUGCCUUCGGCUGCGGUCGUCGGCACGGUGCUGCAGCUCGUCAAGAAGCUGCGCUCGCGCAAGGCCGACGACGAGGGCGGGCUUGUGUAUCUGCUCGAUCCGGUCAUGGGCGAUAUGGGCCGCGGCAUGUACGUGGCGCCCGAGGUGCUGCCCAUCUACAAGCAGAUGCUCCCCUACGCGACGAUCGUGACGCCCAACCAGUUCGAGGCGCAGGCGCUGACCGGCAUCGAUAUCAUCGACCUCGCCUCGAUGCGCAGCGUCAUUCACGCCUUGCAUACGCAGCACAAGGUGCCACACGUCAUCGUCACAUCCGUAGAGCUGCCAGACGCCGAUCUGGCGGCCAUCGGUGCACACAGGCAGCUGCCAGACGGCCGUCCCGCCAUGCUCCAAGUGGGCUCCAGCCUCGACAUCCACACCAACCAAGACGGCGAACGAAGCGCGUCCACACUCACACCCGACGAGCUGAGCAUAUGGUGCAUCCAGUUUCCCGAGGUGCAGGGCUACUUUUCGGGCGUCGGGGACAUGUUUGCCGCACUCACCCUCGGCCGUUUCCAUCCGCAAGGCCAGGCGGAUGGCGCACAAGAUGCAAAGGCGCGCCCGCUGACGCCCAUCGCAAGGGCGAGCGAGAUGGCCAUCGCGAGCUUGCAGGGUGUCUUGACCAACACAUGCCGCGUCAUCGACCAGAUCGAAGCUGCCUUGCCGGCACAAGCCAGCCCGGACGCCGACGCGGCACAGACCAAAGUAGACACGAUGCGCAGGAGAGAGCUGCGCGUGGUGCAGAGUAGAGCAGAGAUCGAGAAUCCAACGAUCGUCUACCGAGCCCGAUGGAUCAACUAG